UGGUUUUCUGAUGAUCCUGAUGUGUCCGAAAACCUUGUGCUUCAAACAAUGAAAUGGCAAGGAGAGGAGUAUUUUCUUCCAGCCAUCCUCCUAUGUGUCUCCUGAAGAACUUAUGUCUUCUGAACAUGGAGGGGUUUCAGUUCUCACUGGAAAGAAGGUUGUACACAUGGAUGUACGAGAGAACAAGGUUAAACUGGACGAUGGUAUUCUCAUCUAUGAAAAGUGUUUAAUUGCCACAGGAGGAACUCCUAGAAACCUCCCAUACAUAGAACGUGCUGGAGAGAAUGUGAUGCAGAGAACCACCUUAUUUAGAAGGGUAUCAGAUUUUCGUUCCCUCAGUAACCUUUCCUCCUCAAUUGACUCAAUCACCAUUAUUGUUUUUUAGGAAGUGAGUUGACUUGCGCUUUGGCAAGGAAAGGGAGGCAAACUGGUCUUGAAGUAAUCCAGAUUCUCCCUGAGAGUGGUAACAUGGGAAAAGUUCUUCCAGAAUAUCUUAGCCACUGGACCGCCGAAAAGGUGCGAGGAGAGGGUGUAAAUGUAAUGUCCAAUGCUGUUGUUACAUUUGUUAGUUAUCAGAAUGGAAAACUUAAGAUUUCUCUAAAGGAUGGAAGACAGGUGCAGACAGAUCACAUAGUAGCUGCUGUUGGUUUAGAACCCAACAUGGAACUGGCAAAAUCUGCCAGCUUAGAACUUGAUGGUGAAUUUGGGGGAUACAGGGUUAAUGUGGAACUCCAGGCUCGCAACAGUGUGUGGGAGGCAGUAGAUGCAGAUUGUUUCUAUGAUAUUAAACUUGUCCGCAGGCGAGUUGAGCACCAUGAUCAUGCGGUUGUAAGUGGAAGACUAGCUGGGGAGAAUAUGACCGGAGCUGCUAAACCUUAUUGGCAUCAAUCUAUGUUCUGGAGUGAUCUUGGUCCUGAUGUUGGCUAUGAAGCCAUUGGUAUUGUUGACAGUUCACUUUCAACUGUUUGUGUGUUUACCCGGGCCACAGAGAAGGAUACACCAAAAAGUGCAGCUGAGUUAAGUGGCACAGGCAACCGUUCUGAGAGUGAUACCAGGGAAAUAUUUCAGACAGAAAAUACUGCCUCUCCUGUCUUACCUCAAUCAUCUCCUCCUUCCACGCAGCAGAGGGAAACCUAUGGAAAAGGAGGGGUGUUUUACCUGCGUGACAACAUAGUAGUGGGAAUUUUGCUGUGGAAUAUCUUUAAUCGAAUGCCUAUUGCACGCAAAAUAAUUAAGGAUGGUGAGGAGCAUUCUGUUCUCAAUGAGGGGACUGAGCUUUUCAAUAUCCACGAUGAGUAAAUCACUA
Messenger RNA from Pelobates fuscus (common spadefoot toad), 1306 nucleotides. Its product is annotated as apoptosis-inducing factor 1, mitochondrial-like. The record is from RefSeq and is a predicted model, not a curated record. The coding region runs from base 469 to 1299 and encodes 276 amino acids. The transcript has a single exon. Gene Ontology annotation, cellular component: cytoplasm; mitochondrion. Gene Ontology annotation, molecular function: FAD binding; NAD(P)H oxidase H2O2-forming activity; protein dimerization activity. Gene Ontology annotation, biological process: apoptotic process; mitochondrial respiratory chain complex assembly. NCBI's taxonomy places the organism in Eukaryota, Metazoa, Chordata, Amphibia, Anura, Pelobatidae.